CGGCCGAAUCAACAUGGCGGCUGUCUGAGUUUAAGGAAGAGGCUAUGUGUAAAUAAAAACACUGGUAGCGAUCUGCACAUUUGUUUUUUUUCUCUUGUCAUUUUUCGUGCUUAAUGAGAUAUUACACGGCAAAUAGAAAAUGUCAAACGACGGCAACAAAAAACAAUUCUGGAAAAGAAACACAGCCAAGGUUCCUGGCAGCAUACAACAUGUUUAUGGAGCACAGCACCCCCCCUUUGACCCUUUACUACAUGUCAAUAUGGUGAAAGCUGGGACCAAGGGACCGGCUACACCAGGAAAGCCCAAGAAGGCCACCACAUUCCAGGAGUUUGAGAGCAUCACCAGUGAUGCCUGGGACGUAGGGGAUGACGAUGACGAGCUGCUGGCCAUGGCCGCCCGCAACCUGAACAUCGAGGUCGUCAUGGAGACGGCCAACAAGGUGAUCGAGAACCACAGCAAACUACAGAAGCAGCAGGAGGGUGUGGCGGAUGAAGAGGAAGAGGAGGAGGAUGAAGAGCGUGAGUCGGCAGUGGCGGAGGAGUUGCAGUGGCGGCCGCAGCCGCCGGCCGAGGAGGAAGGGGAGGAGUCAAGUCCCGGGUCGGUCCUGACAGAAGCCAGCCCCGGCGGCAGGAUGGUGAAAUCACUGAGCGAGGCCCACAUCGGCUUCUCCAGGGAGGGUAUUGAGGAGAAGGUUUCCCUCCAGCGGCAGCGCUCCCUGCCCCAGCGCCCCGUCGUCCCUCUGGUGGCCCGCAUGGCUGACCAGAACACGUCUGGCACCCCCGCCAUGACGGAGAGGGAAGCGUCACGCCUGGACAAGUUCCGGCAGGUUCUGGCCGGACCAAACACCGACCUCGAAGAGCUACGGAAGUUGAGCUGGUCUGGGAUCCCUCGGCAGGUCCGGCCAAUCACGUGGAAGCUGCUCUCGGGCUACCUCCCGGCCAACGCCGAGCGGCGGGAAAGUACUCUGCAAAGGAAGAGGCAGGAGUACUUCGGCUUCAUCGAGCAGUAUUACGACUCCCGCAACGACGAACACCACCAGGACACCUACAGACAGAUCCACAUAGAUAUUCCCCGAAUGAAUCCGGAGAGUUUAAUCCUGCAGCCGAGGGUCACUGAGAUUCACAUUGACAUACCGAGAACUAAUCCUCUCAUUCCUCUCUUUCAACAAGCUUCCGUGCAAGAGAUUUUUGAGCGGGUCCUCUUCAUCUGGGCUAUCCGACAUCCGGCCAGUGGCUACGUGCAGGGCAUCAAUGACCUGGUCACGCCCUUCUUCGUGGUCUUCGUCUUCGAGUACAUCGAGGACGAGGUGGAGCAUUUCGAUGUGUCCAGCCUGAAGGAGCAGGAGCUGCGCGACAUUGAAGCUGACAGCUUCUGGUGCAUGAGCAAGCUGCUGGACGGCAUCCAGGAUAACUACACCUUCGCCCAACCUGGCAUCCAGCGCAAAGUCAAGGCUUUGGAAGAGCUUGUCAGCCGCAUUGACGACUCAGUGCACCGUCACCUGCAGCAGUAUGAGGUGGAGUACCUGCAGUUUGCAUUCCGCUGGAUGAACAAUCUGCUGAUGAGGGAGCUGCCCCUUCGCUUCCGCCGGCUGGCGGUGUCAGGACAAGGACAGCUCCGCCUCCGCCGGCUGGUGGCCGCGGUGGGCCUUCCCCAGGGUCCCCGGAAGGCAGAACCUGAGGGGUUUUCACACUUCCACCUGUACGUCUGUGCUGCCUUCCUGGUGAGAUGGAGGAAAGAGAUUCUGGAAGAAAAGGAUUUUCAGGGACUCAUGAUCCUGUUGCAGAACCUACCCACAAUGCACUGGGGCAACGAGGAAGUGAGCGUUCUCCUGGCGGAGGCGUACAGACUGAAGUUUGCCUUUGCUGACGCUCCGAAUCACUACAAGAGAUGAGCCUUGCCCCCCCCCCCUCUUUCCAUGGUACUGCUGAAUUCUAGGUGUCAUCUCCUAGCCUCUUCAAGCUGCACAGCUGUAAUAAGAUUCAAAGUGUGCUUUUUUGGGUUCUGUGUGAAGGUCUUACCGAUGCCUUUCAAGUUCCCUG
This is a messenger RNA of Paramormyrops kingsleyae, 2039 nucleotides long. The record is from RefSeq and is a predicted model, not a curated record. Lineage: Eukaryota; Metazoa; Chordata; Actinopteri; Osteoglossiformes; Mormyridae.